AUGGGGCGGAGACGCUCGAGCCGCGCUGAGGAGGAGGACGCGGAGCCGCCCGCGGCCGCGCCGGCUCCGCAGACGCCGCUGCCGUGGGGCAUGGAGAAGACGGAGAUGCAGCCCAGCUCGCUGACGGCGCUCACGGACGACAAGCUGGCGCGCUUCGUGCUGGGCCACCAGAAGAAGACCAAGUUCCAGAAGGAGCGCGAAGACCGCGAGGCCAAGAAGCGGCAGGCGGACGAGGAGGCCGCCAAGAUCUACGCGACGUUCGUGGCGUCCUUCGACAACGAGGACGAGACCAAGGGCAAGGCGUUCGUGCGGGGCGGCACGCAGGAGAGCGGCCGCCAGUCGGCCGGACUGAGCGGGGAUGUGUACAGACUGAGGGCGAAGGAUCCGCCGUCGGCGGCCACAGCGGCGGCGGCGGGCAAAAAGGUGUCGGAGAUGGACAAAAUGCUGCAGGAGAUCAAGCAGAAGGACGCGGAGCACCGCGAGCAGCUUCAGACGACGCAGAAGCAAAAAAAACGGCGAGCGAUCGACGAGUUCCUGGAGGAAAUGAAGGAGCGAGGCCCAGCACCUGUCUCGGUGGAGGGGGCGGCCAUGACGAAGGGGUCGUUCGACACCGGCGACCCGGAGACGACGAAUUUGUACGUGGGCAAUUUGGCGCCGACGGUCACGGAGGAAGUGCUGGAGAAAGAGUUUGGUCGCUAUGGCGACGUGUACUCGGUCAAGAUCAUGUGGCCGCGGUCGGAGGAGGAGCGUGCGCGUAGGCGCAACUGCGGCUUCGUAAGCUUCUAUGAGCGGCGUGAUGCUGAUGACGCCCGUGUUAAUCUCGACAACAAGGAGUUGGAAGGUCAGCCGAUAAUCGUUGGCUGGGGCAAAGCUGUUAAAAUUCAGCCUCGAGCUCGUGCGCCGGGGGUGUUGCUCCCAUCUCCUGUGACCCCACCGUCGGUCACUACCCCUACCAUUCCUUCGGCUAAUGUCGGAAUGCGGACAAUUACAGUCGAGAUACCUGCCGAUGGAUCAGUGAAGCGGCGCGUGGAUCGCCUCGCUCGUUACGUGGCAGCGGAUGGACUACAGUUCGAAAAUGCUGUCCGCAUGCGCGAGGCCAACAACAAGGCCGACUACGGAUUUUUGUUUGAGCCGCAAUCGCCUUUAGCACUUUACUACCGGUGGCGAGUCUACUCCUUCGCGAUGGGAGACGAUGAAUAUUCGUGGCGUGAGAACCCGUUUCAGAUGACAGCCGAUGGUCCUAUAUGGGAUAGAAGCCGAGAUAGAAGACAUUUUGACAGUCGGACUACCCGUGAAUCCACUAUCGUGGUCAAAGAUCAAAAGCUGCUGACUGGCCAACAACUGGCACGCGCACGCGACUUGGAGCGAGGACGGGAACGCAACCGACUGUCCAAUGAGGAUUAUGACGAUUUCAAGGAAUUGCUCAGCGAGCUGACCCUGGAAAGAGAAUCCGUCAAGAAAACGAUGGGUUUCGCACUCGACAAUUCAGAGGCAGCGGUGGAUCUCGUCAACGUUAUUCUAGAGUCUUUCAAGAGCUCUUCAGCUUCUGGCGUCACGCUAGUUGGGCUGCUGUACGUGACAUCCGACAUUUUACACAACAGCUCAGCUGCCGUGAAAAAUGCAUCGCUCUUCCGCACAACAUUCCAAGAGUGCCUGCCAGAGAUUAUGGACACUUUGCAUGUUGCGCACAAGAGCAUCGUCGGUCGUAUGUCUGCCAACGCCAUGAAGGACAAAGUGAUGAAUGUGCUGAACGCGUGGGAAAGCUGGAGUCUGUUCCCACCGGCCGUAUUGGUGGGGCUUCAUGCUACUUUCCUCCGAAAGGUGGAAGAGGACGAGUACAUCGCCACACACAGCCUGACGUUUGAGGGUAUUGGAGAAGCGGAUCUGGAGCGACUACGCAAAACAUGCCGACAAUCUGGAAUUUUGGCCUCAGGCGACGUGAAUCAGUUGGCAGCUCGUCUCCACUGGCUGAGAGAGUUCACGUCUCCAACUGCUACCAGUGCACCAGCGCCGGCGAUGGCUAUCAAGAAGCCCAGCUCCCAAUUUACCAGCAACUUCGUCUCCGCAGAUGAACCAAGGAUUGACACAACGGACGCGGCAGAGCGAAAGUCUGAGAAGGUGGGCGAAGAAGAUAAAGAAAAUCUAGAUGGCGAACCGAUUGAUGAGGAGGACUUAGACGGAGACCCUAUGGACGAGCAGCCGAGUUCUGAGCGUAGCAACGAUGUCGACGGGGAGCCGAUGGAUGACGAAGCGCUGGAUGGCGAACCACUUGACGGCGAUGUAGUUGACGAUGCGCUAGAUGGAGAACCUCUCGACGACGAAGAUUUGGAUGGGGCCCCUAUGGAUGAAGAUGAUUUGGACGGGGAGCCGAUCUAA
This is a messenger RNA of Phytophthora sojae, 2376 nucleotides long. RefSeq lists its product as hypothetical. The transcript is spliced from 5 exons. Gene Ontology annotation, cellular component: nucleus. The coding region runs from base 1 to 2376 and encodes 791 amino acids. NCBI's taxonomy places the organism in Eukaryota, Oomycota, Peronosporomycetes, Peronosporales, Peronosporaceae. Gene Ontology annotation, molecular function: RNA binding. The record is from RefSeq and is a predicted model, not a curated record. Gene Ontology annotation, biological process: RNA processing.